GCAGUGCCCGCGGAGCGCAGCGAGGCUCCCGCCGGCAGCUGCGGUGCCCGGCACGCCGCUCUGCCCCGGGCGGGCGGCACCAUGAAGAGGAGAGCAGGGGAGCGGGAGAAAGAGCUGAAGAAAAAAAAGCUUCUUGAAGAACUUGGAGAGAAUAGACUUCCAUAUAUGACUCCAGCCGAUGACAAUUUCCACCAGUUGUGGAAAACCAAAUAUUCCAAGCUGAUUUUCCGAAAAUCUGAGACAGUACCUGAAGAGCUCCAUCAAAUGGUACAAAAAGGCUUUUUGACCUUGCGAGAACACGAUUGUUUCUUUCAAGAUCUUGUAAGGAUCAAAGGAAAAGAUUUCCUUACUCCAGUGUCUCGUAUAUUAAUUGGAAACCCAGGAUGCACUUACAAGUACUUGAACACAAGAUUGUUUACAGUUCCUUGGCCUACUGAAGGCUAUGAUAUAAAAUAUUGCAGUCCUCAGAUACAUGAUGCUUGUAAAGCAUUAAUCAGACUUAAUGACUACUUGCAUAUUGAAGCAGUCAAGACAUUACAAGGACAAAAUUUAUGUGAGACCAAAGAAGUUAAAGAUACCACUGUAAUAGAUAGGGAGCAAAGUUUUGCUACUUCUCUUACGGAGCAAGGGUCUGUUCCAAAAGAUCAAAGCGGUGUUUGUGUACCAGGGGAUGACUCCCUAAGUCUAAAGAACAGAACAUCUUAUAACGUGACUUUAUUAAAUUAUAUGGAUCCACUACAAAUGCUGUACUUGAAACAAGAACCUUAUUUUGGAAUGGGGAACAUGGCAGUGAGCUGGCACCACGACGAGAAUCUGGUUGAAAGGUCAACGGUUGCUGUGUACAGUUACAGCUGUGAAGAUUCAGCUGUUGGAGAAAGCAAUGAACAAGAACUGAAGGGAAGAGACCCAGCUGUUUGGCACGUAGGCUUGAAGGUAGCGUGGGACAUCGAGACACCUGGAUUAGCAAUACCACUUCACCAGGGAGACUUCUACUUGAUGCUUGAUGAUCUCAAUAUGACACAUCAGCACUGUGUUCUGGCUGGUUUAUCACCUCGAUUCAGCUCAACUCAUCGAGUGGCAGAUUGUUCUAGAGGAACAUUGGAAUACAUAUUUGGACAAUGUGAAGUGGCACUCCAGAAUUUACAGACUGAUUCUGAUUCCAUGGCUUUAUCUUUGAAAUCCCUGGAAGCUGCAGUUGUGAAGCAAGUAGAAGAAAUACAUAAUGAGGUUGAAUUUGAGUGGCUUAGGCAGUUUUGGUUCCAAGGCAAGAGGUAUUUGAAGUGCACUGAUUGGUGGCUUAAGCCUAUGGCUAAAUUGGAAGAAUUUUGGAGAAAAAUGGAGAUUAUGACAAGUCUGGUCCUCGCCGAAGUUAGAAAAGAGCAACAAAUUGAGGAACAAAGGAAUGAAACCAUCAACUGCUUCCUGCUGGUCCUUAAGGAGCGACAAAGGCUACGUAAAGAAUGGACAGUGAGAUGCCAGUCAGAUGCAGCAGAGAGCUUGCCAGAAGACCAGAAACCAGAAUGUCAUCCCUUCUGGACAGAUGAUGAUGAAUGUAAUAUGCCUCUGCCAUAUGAUCUUGAAGAAGUAAUUGCUUAUCUACAAAAUCUUACUCAAUGGAUAACAAGUGACCUUCCAGCCUAGAAUUAUUGAUGCUCAUCAUCUGGGGAGAAGCUUUAUAAUUUAGCAUAAAUCCUUUUCAGCUUUAUGAUUCCUUCAUCGUGUGCUGUUUUAUGUGUCAAUGCAGAUUUCACCAGUCAUCACACAGUACCUUAGUUACUCUCUCAUAAUAAAAAAGACCAGCCCCCAAAUUUACAGAAACUUUUUUUUUUAAGACCUGAGUCCAGAACACCAGCCUUAGUUCUGUCCUCCUCUGCUCUAAUUCCCAUUGACUCUACAGCCCAUGGAUAUCCGUGUUUCGCAGAAGCAGAGAAUGGAUCACGUUGGAAGGGACCACAGUGGAAUCAUCUGAUCCAGCCUCCCCGCUCAGGCUGGGUUGUUCUAGAGCACAAGACACAGGAUUGCAUCCAGACAGUUCUUGAAUAUUUCCAUACUGAUAGACCUUGAUAAUGUUACUUCUCAGUCAUCUCUUCUUGAGGCUGAACAGGCCCAACUCCCUCAGCCGGUGUGUUUUCACAGGUUCCCUUGGUAUCUAAAUUUCAGCUUCCAUGAGUGCCUAGAACUGCCUCUUGUUUGGCAGGUUUGAGCAACACAAAAUGUAUCUCACACUUAAGUUUGGCAAAGCAAACUUAAUGAUUUGGGCAUCCUAAUGAUAGGUGAGGUUGGGGUGAGCCUGCUGGAGAUCUUCAGAACAGCUGUGAAUUCUUCGUCCACUAAGACGGAGGAGCAGGAGAUGGUGGAGAUAGCCCUUUAAGGAGCAGUGGCUCCUUACUAGACCAUUUUUUCAGAUGAGGAACUCUGGAGGAGCAUCGUAACAUAGAUCCCAAGACUUUCUUGCUGUUUUGCAUCAUGGCAGUUGAGUAGUCCUGGGAGAGAUUUACAGUGUGAAUCUACACCUCCUUGGCUCCCUGGAGCUCAGAAUUCAGUUCCUCAGCAUUAUUUUGUGUUGUGAAUUCUGCAUGUUGUGAAUUCUAUUCUGAAGCCAGGUUUCCCAGUGCAUUGCCUGAAGAGCUGAUGGACCUAAAUAAGGCUUUCCAUUUGGGUUGUUGGGUUGAUAUUGGGCAUUCCAGCAUCUAAUGAGAUCUAUGAGAACAAAACCAGAAGACUAUGAGAAAUGAAGCUGUUUGUGAUCUGUUUUGUAGUAACAUGCUAUAAAAAGAACAAUUCUAUGUUGAAUGAUACACAACACUCCUGAAUGAGACAGAGAAUUUUGAUUUGGUUAAAUUGCUAUUUUAACUUGAACUGGUGUACAACUUUGCCACAAAAAGCAGAAUAAAAUCAUUACAGUGAAAAAGCACUCAGGCUCUAUUACCACUACAAAAGAAGCCAGUAAGACUCAGAGGUUGACGUUGCCACCAAGAAAUGAAUAUGCCUCCUGUGUUAAUCUUCUGUUUAAAGUCACUGCUGAAGCCAGGCUCACCCAGAGCACACCAGCAUUCUGAACUGGCAAAGAGCUGUGUGUGCAGAUGAGGCUUGUACUGCCGAAAACUGUACUUUUGACAGUCUAACAUGUGCCAGACCUCCCUGGAGCUAAAGAAGCCGUGCCAGUAAAAAUUCAGUUUUAGUGGUAUGGAACUGUGUCCACACCUAUAAGCUUUUGCCAGAACAAUUAUAUCAAGUAGAGAUUGUACCUCAUAACACUUCUGGCGUAGUUGUGCCAGCAAAUCUAUAGAGACCUGAAUCAAGUGUUUUCAUGGUAGUCCUGGGCUUCUGCAAAAACUGUUAGCCACCCUGUAGAAUGUAAAGACUCUCUGAAGAAUAAUUGAUUAUUUAAAGUAGAUUUGAUUAUAUUAUUACCUUGAUCCACUCAUUUAUCUAUUGUCUCUUGUGCCACAGAUUUCAUAACAUUCGGAAAUACUGUUAUGGGCAUAGCUUUUUCUUUCCUGCACUAGCUAAAGCUGGCUUUACCAGUGGGCAAAUAGCACGUAUUUGGAUUACUGCCACACUAAACACUGUUUACUUUGGAGAUCACUUAGGGAAAAGCUAGCUGAAGAUGUGGGAAUUCUGCUUUUGAAAAAGCAGUUCUCAGAAACAGAUAUUGCUUUGGAAAUGAGCAAUAUGAAUUCAAACAAAUUAAUGAUGUAACACUGUUAACACACUGUUUGAGAGGACUGUUUGUUUAUGCUGUUACUGUAUGAUUACUUUGUGUUUAAUUAAGCACUGCUAAAAACCGUGGGGAUCACAGUAUUGAAAGGAAUCUGACUGCCACAAAGGGUGGACGAGGCACAUUAAUGUUGUAGUUUUUAGCUGAACUGGAGGCAUAGCUAUUAAAAAAUGAUCAGCAAAUAAUUAUUUCCAGCAGCAGUAGAAAAAACCAAACCACUAUUAGGAGACUGCUGGCAGUAAUAAUAGAAUUUUUAAAAAUACACGUUCCCAGGUCUAAAUACACGUUCCCAGGUCUUGCCUAUGCUUGAAGAUUUAAGGUAGUGAAUUAGCUGAACUAGUACUAGUCUCAGUGCAGUCACACAGCACUCAUUUAAGCCAUGGAUGGCAAUGAAAUAGAAAAAUUAACACCUUUGGAAUGAAUAAGACCUAAGAUUCACUGCCAAAAUACCAAUAAUCAAGUGAUUAAACAGGAUUAAUGCUCUGUGUUGCAUUCCAAUCUCACAUCAUCUGAAUCAGUAUAACUUGAUUGAGUUCGGUUGAAAUGCAGAAGUAUGAGAAGAUUUCAUAUCUUCAAAGCCCACGAGUUGAUAGCAAAGACAUGAAUAAGGUUGAUGGAACUAUUUGAAGCACAUAGUAAUGCCAAAGGGUACCCUAAAAGAAGAGCACAGUUAAAGGUAAAUAUAUGUAAAAAACCUGGGACAUUAAGUGUAAAUUAUCUCUGUGUUGGGAUUAUGUACUAGAAGCUGACAAAUACUUUGAGGUUUUCUUUUUAUUCAAAUAGUUAUAAUUUAAGUAAUGUUGCAGUGAUACUUUAGCCAUCCAUUUAUAUUCCAGCAUUAGAUAGCAUAUUUCCAUUUUGGAACUGGAAGACACAGCCUCUAAUGAAAGUUCUCUGUAUAUCAAGUGUUUGCCAAGCCUGGCUGCUCCAGAAGCGUGAGAACCAAGGUCAAGUUUUUUCAAGGAAGAGGUGAGAGCAUAAAUUAACUUCUGACAUUAAAUUCAGUGAUUCUUUUUAAAUGGCGAAGUUCAUGACGUUGCUUACAUUUACUUUUCACCAGCCAUGACUGAAUUAAGGUAAAAUAGUUCACUUGCACGUGUGCACCAGGCUAAAUGGAUUGCAGAAGAUACAGAUCUGUUUGCCUGUCUGCACUUGCCUUUAGACAAUAUUCAUCAAUUUUACAAAAGCUACUGACUAAACAUGGAACCAAUACAAAUUAAAUGCUCGAGGCAAGGGCUUUCUUUUAAAAAUCUGAUACAGAGUUGGUUUUACACUGAUAGAAAGAAAAUGUUGGCAGAAAAUGAAAAACUUUUAUUGUUUCUGUAAUUUGGGGGAUGAAAGAUACAGACUGUUUCUAAGUAUUUGAUAGAAAACUGCUGUGUUAUGCAGUGUAAUUAGAAAUAUUUUUAUAAUGCUUUGUUCAUAUCUCUGUGUAUGAAAAUACUUUAUCCCUUAGGUCCUUUCUUCUGUUGAAAAGGUUAUGUAAAUAAAUAAUAAUCUCAAUACAGUAGAUUUUAAUGGCAUCAUGCUUAUGUUCUAAGCUUUACAGCAGGUUCUGAUUAUACAAAGUGUAAAUAAGAAUGCUAUGAAUAAUCACUGACUGGACACUGUGCAGGAUGAGUAACAUGCACCACAAGAAAUACCCAAAUCAGUUUCUCAGUUGGGUAAAGCAUGCUGUUAAUGAUGGCAAGGUCACAGUCAUUCAUUCACUUAAGUGUUGGACUCAGUGAUCCUUGUGGGUCCCUUCGAACUCAGAAUAUUCUGUGACUCUGAAUCUCCAUCCAGAUGUGGUUUUAGGGUCACUGAUAAUGGUGCAAGAUGCACUAUAAAAUCAUGCUGGACUUCUUUAUGCCGUGGGAGAGAUUCAGGGAUUUCAUUGACAUAAUAGGAAAUAAAGAAAUUCAAAGAUUACUAAAAUCCAUCCUGAAGGGUGACUAAAAUAUUGUAGUGUUUAAGAAUGGACAUUGCUCCUUUCUCAGUUGUUGCAGUGCUGUUCCAUUAAUCCUGUGCCAUGCAGCGCAGUUUGGGCUGUUACAAUGGCUGUUAAACUAGGCCAGGAGCUGAUGUCUAAUCUGGGGUGAGAGGAGGGGAAGAGAGACAAGAUGAGAUGCACAUGAGACCCAAGGGAUGUGCUUUCUCAAGGCCACAACUUUAUUAACUGAACUCAUAUGGGAGUCAUUGAGCUGUAACUUGUACAGUGCAGGUCAGGAUCUCUCCUUUAAUUGUUACCACCUGGUGCAAACUUAAUGUUGGCUCCUUAAACCCCUUCCUGCCCCUGACAGCUGGUCCUCAGCUUUUUUGCUAGGGGCUGACCACUCUGUGCUCACACCAAGGUUACAAAGUUAGGAAAGUGGUUAUUCCACUGUAGUAAUAGGCAUGAGAAACUCUCAUCCCUAGUUUCGUCCUGCACCUCUGUCCUACUGCCCCUCCAUGGACUCCACUCAACAUCUGUUUCUCAUUUGAGAUUCAAGUUUUUGCAGCUCAUCUCCUACCUAUCCUACCAGGAUGGUGAGCUGCCAUGGGGAAGGGUCAGACAAGCAGAACACUGUUUGCAGUGAGGUUCCUCAUCCCAAAAAAGACACCCACUGCACUCCCCACAAGAGAAUGAAAAGUUUAGCACUACACUAACCUGGCAUUAGGGGAGGGGAGCUGCUAGGGAGUGAUGGCUAAACUACCAGCAUUUGAUAUUUGAUGGCUAAACUACCAACAUUUGAUAUUUUGGAGGACUCCCGGUCUGCCUGGUUCUGGCUGUCACCUCACCCCACCUGUAGAGGCUGAGGCAAUCCUGAAUAGGUCCACUGUUCUUUCCUGUCCAGACUGACUCUUCCCCUUCAGUGUGGCUGGGCUUGUAUCUUCGUUUACAUUCAUCUGUCCUCUUCAUCUUAGCCUAAGGGCAUUCAUUGAACAGGAGAAGAUAAUUUACACAGCUGUAAAGAGACUGUAUGCAGAAAGGCUGCAGAACUGGCUGAAUAACAUGUAAAAGCCAAGAAACAACUGAUAAAAUUAUCACAUUAAAAUGCUGAUGUUUGGGCACGAGCACUUCACAUAUGUCAUGAAAACUAUGGUUUAUCUCCUUAUUGCUUUGGAGGUAUUCAUAAUCCAAAAGGAUGUAUUAUGCUAUGGUUUACAUUCUCUUAAUCUUCACUGGUUUUAGAGGGCUUGUCCAUGAUGACUAAGAAUUUGGUCACAAAAGUUGUUCUCCUCCCCCUCUCAUCGAAUAUUUGCUUUCAUGCCAACACAUCUUGGUCUGAUUAGUCCCCUUGAUUACAGGCUAAAGUAAAAAGUCAGGUGUAUAGGAUUCCCAUUAUCCUUUAUUUUGCUGCUUCUAAGAACAGGUCAGAUAGAGUUAUUUCAGUGAAAAUGUGAACAAUCAACUUCUGUUUACCAUUAACCUUCAGUUUUCUUUUCUUAAAAUCAAAUCAGGGCUUGGUAGGCAGUUAUUUUCAUACAUGUCCCUUGAUCAGUGGAACAAUCUGUCAAAGACCAUUAAAGCCUCUAUUAGGUUGAAUUGCAUUCAAAGUUAAGCUAUCCAAUCAUUUGAAGGGCUGUGAUGAUUGUUUUUAAUAUAGUAUACAUUGAUUUCUCUCUCUGAGUAGUAAUGUAACUUUGAAACUAAGCAUAUAUGACUAGGGCAUUUUGCUAUCUGAGAAGCUUUGUUUCUUGUGGAACAGGAAAAAAACAAAUGCAGUGAAAUCACCUCUGUAUUCUCACAAGCCUUUCAUUUUUCCUAGUUCAUUGUAGCCCUCACAUUAUAAUGUAUAUGGAAUGGGAAGAAAUUUUCCAAGGUCCUUUGCUCAAAAUCUUCACUGAAAAAUUUUAAGAUCUAAUUGUGCUAAUAUUUUAGAAGUGGCUCUGCAUCUUAAGAUCUCAGGAUGCUUUACACAGAGAAACUGAGGCAGAGGUCAAAAGUGCAGCAGGGAUCGGACUGCCAGCACCAGAACCGGGUGUUGUGUAACCCUCCAUCGCUGGCACAUCCCCAUCACUUCCAGUUAAUCAGCUCAGUUUACAGAUUAAAGAUGCUCUCACAGAACUUGUUGUCCUCCAAAGUUAUAUCUGAAUGUGGAGCUGUAACCUGACCUACUCAUGUCAUAUUUAGCACAAUAUUUAUUUACAUAACAUAUGAUAAUACAUCUCAUAUAAUAGAGAUCUUUUGUGCCUCCUAAGGUUUGAUUAAACUUUCCAGUGACUCUUUUAGUUAUAGUUCAGGUCCCUGAGCUCUAAAUGGAAAAGGUAAAUUUUACUGGAACUAUAAAACUAUUCCAUGGAGACUGUACAGUAUAUAAUACAAUAUAAUACAAUCCUUGCUCUUUUACCUCUAUUUAAAGUGUGUCCACUGCAUGCCUAACAAGGUGGUAUAACUGCUGUACUAGGAAACUCUCAAGAAAAUACCCCGUGGGUAUUUGUGGUAUUUACCAAGGUGAAGAUGAGUUGCUGGAACAAACUGGAAUGUUGGUUAUGCACUUAUUAGCACUAUUGUCUGGUACCUAUUUGGUAGUCUGGUAAUACUUUACUGAGAGCACUACUUUACUAGUUAUUUUGAUGAACAUCCUAAUAGUAUAUUACCCAAACAUUAUCAAAGCAUUCCACAUUUCUUUCAUUGCUGUUCUUUCUCUUUUAUCAACUGAUGGCCCUCCUUUCCCUUUUGUCUCAGUAUUAACAGUAAUGUUAUUAACAAGUUUUGGUUUUUGUUAGGCUGAUGUGACUUUAAAGUGAGAGAACUUUAGAAUUAUAUAUCAGAUAGCAGUCUCUGAAGUACAUUUAUCUUCAAACAAAUUUAUUUAUUAUUUUUUAUUUGGUACUUCCGCAUGUAAUUUUUAUUAAGGACUAUUUAUAUAACUCUGCAAGAUAUAUGGUGAGAAUAUAAGU
Myiozetetes cayanensis is the source of this 8587-nucleotide messenger RNA. It is a transcript of the gene FTO, whose product is annotated as FTO alpha-ketoglutarate dependent dioxygenase. NCBI's taxonomy places the organism in Eukaryota, Metazoa, Chordata, Aves, Passeriformes, Tyrannidae. The record is from RefSeq and is a predicted model, not a curated record. The coding region runs from base 82 to 1641 and encodes 519 amino acids. The transcript has 9 exons. Gene Ontology annotation, biological process: RNA repair; DNA alkylation repair; regulation of multicellular organism growth. Gene Ontology annotation, molecular function: ferrous iron binding; mRNA N6-methyladenosine dioxygenase activity; broad specificity oxidative DNA demethylase activity.